UUUUUUUUUAAUAAAAAAAAAAGUGGAACUGUGUCUGUGAUUGUGUUGAGUUAAAAAAAAUAUAGUGCCGACAAAUUAAGAUACAACAACCUUAAAACGGAUGUAGACAAGAGUACCCUUCAGAGAUGACAAUGGGGCACAGACAAUACUUGGCGGUGGGCCAGUCGGCCAGCAACCGGCUAUUCGGCCUGCCCCGCCUGUCCAGAGACAAGCAGAUACCUCUCAACAUGCUGAUAUCACAACAAGGCAAAAUAAACCAUGGUCGCCUGGCUGUUAUUAUGUUCAGUAUUUUCACAGUGGUGAUAGGUAUCAUACUAUCUUUCGUGCCCUGGUUGGAUUAUAUUAUAUUUAGGGAACUGAAGCUGUGGAACGGAUCUUUAAGUUACAGCUACUGGCAGCGUCCCGGAGUGAUCAGACUGACAAAGGUGUACAUAUUUAACGUGACAAACCCUCAGGGUUUCCUUGAAAACGGCGAGAAGCCCAAACUGGUCGAAGUGGGACCUUUCGUGUACAGAGAAGACAUGGAGAAGGUGAACAUCAAAUUUCACGACAAUGACACCGUGACUUACCAGCACAACAAGAUACUGCGGUUUAUGCCAGAGAUGUCAGUCGACAAGAAUCUGAAGCUCAUUGUACCAAACAUACCCUUACUGACAGUAACAUCUUUCUCCUCCAAUUUGGCCGGCUUUGUGUUUAAUCUGCUGGUGUCAGGACUGGCCAUAUCUUAUAAGGAAAGAGCAAAACCGUUUGUACAAGUCACAGCUGAACAACUUGUGUUCGGGUACAACGAUCCUUUAGUGACCCUUGCUCACUAUUUUUACCCUAAGGGCAAAAGACCUAACAGUCAAAUGGGAUUAUUUCUUGCUAGAAACGGCACAUUGGACGAAGUGUCAACUAUUUACACUGGACAAAAGUCCAUGUCGAGAUUUGGGUAUUUGGACAAGAUUAACGGUCUCGACCACCUGCCACACUGGAAGGAUCGCCCCUGUAACGAUAUAACGGCUUCAGAAGGUUCCUUCUUCCCACCACGCGAGGUCACCAAGUCGGACAUCGUUAAUAUUUACGACAAGGACUUGUGUAGAAUCCUACCCAUGCAGUACAGGGGAGAUGUUUAUAAGGACUAUAUUAAAACUGGACUGUACACACCACCUAGCUCUGCCUUCGAAUGCGCUGACAUAAAUCAAGAUAAUAAGUGCUACUGUGAUGGAGAAAAGUGCCCUCCGCGAGGUCUGCAGAACAUCAGUCCAUGUCAAUACAACGCACCGGUCUACCUCUCGUACCCUCACUUCUUCGACGCUGAACCAUCUCUGCUGGACCACUUCGAAGGCUUGAAGCCAGAUAAGAAGAAACACGAGACGUAUUUCAUGAUUCAGCCUAAACUUGGAGUUCCACUGGAAGGUUUCGUUCGGGUGCAGAUCAAUUUGAAAGUGAACCGAGCACCGAACAUCAUGAUCAACAGCAUCAACAGAUUCCCCGACAUUGUGUUCCCAGUCAUGUGGGUCGAAGAGGGUAUUCACGAAGUGACUACAUCAAUUUGGAGAUGGAUAUUCUUAGCAACCACCAUAGGACCCAUAGCUGCUCCAAUGCUGUCCUAUUCUAUGAUAUUCUUCGGCCUAUUAGCAUUAUUUAUAGUUUUUGUCAAAGCCUACAAAAAGUUCGUCAUUGGACAAAAUUCGAUUGAAAUAGUAGAAUUGAGCAAGGAAACUAUUCGACGAGGUUCUACCAUGAUAAUUAAUAGUUCCCAGAAGCUGUUACCCUGUAGGGACGCAUCAUACCAUUUGCUGAACACCAUCCCAUCGACACCAAAUAUAGCGAGAGAAGAUAAAAAUGUAGAAUUAGAUUUUGUUCGUAGAGAAGUUAGCCAAAGUAUGGACGAAUUGAAGAGUGCUGUAAGAACUGAUUUUGUUAAAUCUAAUUUCAAUAAUACUGAGAGAGAGUCUUUAAUACGGGCAGACAACUCGUUUAUUUUGUCUGAACAUAAUCGGAGAUACAGCAUGUUCAGGUUACCAGAUGUCUAAAUUAGUUUAGUUUCUUAGUAGGGUCGUAUUCUGUUAAUAAGCCGUUUUUCACAUCAACGUCUAGUUUAACUAUCAAUUGCAUUCAACUUUAAAGCUAGUUAUAUUGAUAUUUAAUUUUCUCACAAA
Achroia grisella is the source of this 2144-nucleotide messenger RNA. It is a transcript of the gene dsb, whose product is annotated as scavenger receptor class B member 1. Lineage: Eukaryota; Metazoa; Arthropoda; Insecta; Lepidoptera; Pyralidae. The transcript has 13 exons. Gene Ontology annotation, molecular function: scavenger receptor activity. The record is from RefSeq and is a predicted model, not a curated record. Gene Ontology annotation, cellular component: cytoplasm; membrane. Bases 126 to 2018 code for a protein of 630 amino acids.